AUGGCGUUUCGUGCGGGAGGUUUAUUUAUGCCAAAUAUGAAUAGCAUCGUAAGAAACUCGUGUGGUUACACGCCUACCGUCUUUGACGGAAAAACCGAACAAAUGUCAAAAGUGUGCGAAUAUUUGGAAGAGAAAGGUUUCAUUCCAAAAGAACUAGUUAGAAACGAAGUAACUUGGUUUUAUGGUAACCUUGGUAUCGAUGAUACGUAUUUCAGUUUGGAAAGUGCCGAAACUAUCGCCAACCAUAUCUUGGCUUUAUACGGUGCUAAAAUUUUUGCAUUCACAAAAAAUGAAAACGUCUUGGAUAUCAAUCUUGAACGAGAGACUGAAGAAACAUCCGUAUAUAUUCACACUUCUCGUCCUGGUAUCUCUCAACUAACUGGGCCUCAAUACGAAAGAAGAAUCGAUGAAAAAUUUCUAGAUAUUAGUACUACUACCAAAGCUUAUCGUCUAGAAUCUUACCGUUCUCAAGGAAAUGUCUCCUCUGGAAUGGAUACUCAACUUCGUUGUUACUUUGUCACAAAAUGUAAUUUCGUAAAAACUGAUCCUACCCCAGAAGAGGAAACUGAUAUUCGUAUGGUCGGUGAUAAAACUUUCUUAGAAAAAGCUACUGAUAAUACUUUGGAAAUUUAUCAUAAUGUUAUGAAAGCUGUUCUUCAAAGAUCUGGUCCUGUAAUUGAAAUGUUUGAAGUUGAAGGAAGUCGUGAACGUCGUCUUGUUAUUGGUUAUAAACAACGAAGUACUCAAUCCUUUUUCUCCGCCAUGUCUGAUUUAUAUCAUUUCUAUGAGCUUUAUUCAACCAGAAAAUAUGUCGAACAAUUCUCUAAUGGUGUCACCGUUAUGAGUCUUUAUCUUAACCCUCUUCCUAGUUCAAAAUCCGCUCCAAUUGAACAUACUAUUCAUCAAGUUAUUAAAGAAGCUUCCUUAAUUUAUUGUUUACCUACUACUCCUUUACAAUCUUUCUUUCAAACCAAUAAAUUAUCCGUUCAAGAAGCUAUUUACGGUUAUAUUGGUUGGCUAUUCGCUCAACAUUUCCUAAAUCGUUUGGGUAGUGAAUAUACUAGUCUAGCUAGUGCUAUGGAUCCAAAUGAUCCUGUUCAUAUUGAAGUUUUGAACAAGAUUAAAAAAAGAUUACGUUCUGAUACUUUUACUCGUGAAUAUAUUUUGGAAAUUAUAAAAAUGUAUCCGGAUUUAAUUCGUCUUCUUUAUAUCAACUUUGCUUUAACUCAUUAUGUUAACCCUCGUGGUGCUGCCCUUGAACCAACUUUAUCUUAUCAACGUUUACAAACUGAUGUUAUCCUCUCUGAUGAUGAACUUUUGGAUAAAAUCAAGAAAACUACUUCCAAUGCUCAUGAAUUUAUGGUGUUUGAAUCCUUCUUAAUCCUUAAUAAACAUAUCCUUAAAACAAAUUUUUAUCAACCUACAAAAGUCGCUUUAUCUUUCCGACUUGAUCCCUCUUUCUUACCUGCUAUCGAAUAUCCUACAAGGUUAUUCGGUAUGUUCCUUGUUGUGGGUUCCGAAUUUCGUGGUUUCCAUUUAAGAUUCCGUGAUGUAGCUCGUGGUGGUAUUCGUAUAAUUCGUUCUAGAAAUAAAGAAACUUAUAGUAUCAAUUUAAGAUCUCUUUUUGAUGAAAAUUAUGCGCUGGCCGCUACUCAACAACGAAAAAAUAAAGAUAUUCCUGAAGGUGGUUCAAAGGGUACUAUUCUUUUGGAUGUUAAUCAACAAGAUAAAGAUCGUGUUGCUUUUGAAAAAUAUGUUGAUAGUAUCCUAGAUCUUUUAAUCGUUGGUAAUUCGCCUGGAAUCAAAGAAAAAAUUGUCGAUAAUUAUAAUAAACCAGAAAUUUUAUUCUUUGGUCCUGAUGAAGGAACUGCUACAUUUGUUGAUUGGGCUAGUGCUCAUGCUCGAGCUCGUGGUGCUCCAUUCUGGAAAGCAUUUACUACCGGAAAAAGUCAAUCAAUGGGUGGUAUUCCUCAUGAUCUUUAUGGUAUGACCACACGUUCAGUUCAUCAAUAUGUACUAGGAAUUUAUAGAAAACGUGGACUUAAGGAAGCAAAAAUUACUAAAUUCCAAACUGGUGGUCCUGAUGGUGAUUUGGGUAGUAAUGAAAUUAAAAUUUCAAAGGAUCGUACCGUCGCUAUUGUUGAUGGUAGUGGUGUAUUAUGUGAUCCUGAGGGUAUUGAUCGUGUUGAAUUGAAAAAAUUGGCUGAUAAUAGAUUGAUGAUAUCUCAUUUUGAUACUUCAAAAUUGACUCCAAAAGGUUUUAGAGUGUUGGUAGAUCAACAAAAUAUAAAAUUACCAAAUGGUCAAGUCAUAGAAGAUGGUUUAAUGUUCCGUAAUAAUUUCCAUUUAACAACUAGUGUAUCUGCUGAUCUAUUUGUCCCUUGUGGUGGUAGACCUGAAUCUGUCGAUCUUAACAAUGUUAAUGCAUUACUCGAUUUAAAUGGCAAACCAAGAUUUAAAUAUAUUGUUGAAGGUGCCAAUUUAUUCUUCACUCAAGAAGCUCGUAUUCGUUUAGAACAAGCUGGUGCUAUAAUUUUCAAAGAUGCUUCUGCAAAUAAAGGUGGUGUUACUUCUUCAUCUUUAGAAGUAUUGGCUGCUUUGGCAUUAAAUGAUGAAGAAUUCGAAAAGAUCAUGGUUGUAAAAGAUGGUAUGAUCCCUCAAUUCUAUCAAGAUUAUAUAAAAGAAGUUCAUCGUGUUAUUGAAAAGAACGCUGAAUUGGAAUUCGAAUGUAUCUGGAGAGAACAUAGACGAACAAACAAACCACGAUCAAUAAUUUCUGAUGAACUCAGUCUUGCUAUAGUUGAAUUAAAUGAAAGCAUGCAACAAUCAAUUCUAUGGCAAAAUGUACCUUUAAGAAAGGCUGUAUUAAGAGAUGCUUUUCCACAAUUACUUCUUGAUAGAUUAGGUCUAGAUGCUUUAUUAGAAAGAAUACCAGAGUCCUAUGUCAGAGCCAUUUUUGGUUCUUACUUGGCAAGUCGAUUUGUAUACAAAUAUGGCACACAACCAUCACAAUUUGCUUUCUUUGAAUUCAUGAACCCAUUUUACGCUAAAAUUGAUGAUCAUUAUAGUUGA
Cetraspora pellucida is the source of this 3072-nucleotide messenger RNA. The record is from the annotation of a GenBank genome assembly. Lineage: Eukaryota; Fungi; Glomeromycota; Glomeromycetes; Diversisporales; Gigasporaceae.